Penicillium coprophilum is the source of this 1962-nucleotide messenger RNA. Its product is annotated as Amidase. NCBI's taxonomy places the organism in Eukaryota, Fungi, Ascomycota, Eurotiomycetes, Eurotiales, Aspergillaceae. The transcript is spliced from 4 exons. The record is from RefSeq and is a predicted model, not a curated record. Bases 1 to 1962 code for a protein of 653 amino acids.
AUGGUCUCUCCUCCUGGUUCGUAUGGGCUAUCAGCUCUGUUGUCAGUCCUGCUGUCACUCUCCACCACCACCAUCGCGGCGAUCACCACCAAGGGUCAAACUGUUCAACUCAAUGGAAAUAGCUACUACAUUCCGCCGACAGUAGUGGCAACUUUGAAAGGCGAUCAUCACGUCUUUGGCAAACUCGAGGGCUUGCAACCUCUGACGGUCAUUCGGAGCGAUGCUUCGAAGCUGACAAGCUCAAUCCUUGAUUCUUUAGUGAGCACUUACGAAUCUAUUGACGAUGUCUUCAAUACUGGGUUCCUUGACAACAUCUACGUCUGGUAUAAUGGUACCGCCAAGAAGCCCUCACAGAAUGUGUCCACUCAUUCCUCAUGGGGCCCUAAAAUCUUGGGAUAUGCACCCGCUUAUGAUACCAAGAAAUCAAAGACGGUGACCUCGUCAUCAAUUCUACCUCCUGGCCCUUACUUCUUGGAUCCCUCCACCGGAGCCGUGUUUGAAGCCUAUCUGUUGUAUUCCGACGUGAUGGGCUCUUUUACUCAGGGAUUGAUCUCAGUCGGAGAUUCUGCGUAUGACGUUUUGCCAGCAAGCUUGCAGGGUUAUGCUUCUUUGACCAUUGGCGUGCCUUCACGUCUGUACUACACUAAAACGGCGAAGAAGCCUCUGGCUGGUGUUCGUCUUGGUGUGAAGGAUAUCUAUGAUAUCAAGGGUGUCAAAACCGGCUGCGGGAACCGCGCUUACUAUGAGACAUACCCAGUCGCUGACUCUACCGGCCCUGCGAUUCAAUCACUGAUAGAUGCGGGUGCCAUUAUUGUCGGAAAGAUGAAGACCAGUCAAUUUGCGAACGGUGAGACUGCUACUGCUGAUUGGGUCGAUUACCACUCUCCCUUCAACGCUCGCGGUGACGGGUACCAAGAUCCUAGCUCAUCCUCCUCCGGUCCUGGCUCUGGUAUUGGAGCUUACGACUGGUUGGAUCUGGCCGUUGGGAGCGAUACCGGUGGCUCCAUUCGCAACCCUUCGCAGGUCAAUGGAUGCUUCGGCAACCGACCCUCGUGGAACUUGGUCUCAUUGGAUAAAGUUAUGCCCAUGUCGCCCCUUUUGGACACGGCCGGCUUCUUGACAAGAGACGUGCAACUGUGGCGCGCUGCUGCGGAGGUGUUGUACAAGGAGGCAGGCCUGAAGUCCUUCACCAAGUACCCCAAGUCCAUCAAGACUAUUCGGUUCCCGACUACUGCUUCGACCCCAGCUGAGGGCCUUUUGAUUGAAUUUGUCGACAAGCUAUCGUCAUUUUUGGGCGGUGCCAAAGUCUCAGACUUCGAUUUCAAUGCGCUCUGGGAAUCCACCAAGCCUUCGACUGUUGCCGCCAACACUACGCUUAACAGCCUGUUGAAUCUUACUUAUCCAAUCCUCAUCUCGAAGCAACAGUACCCUCUCAUUGCUGCACCAUUGUACUCGGACUACGCAGCUGCAAAUGGGGGUCGCAAGCCAUUCAUCGACCCUGUUCCUCUGUCUCGUUGGGGCUGGGGACUCACAUACCCUGACUCACAACUGGAGACCGAAAUCAAAAACAAGGAUAUCUUCACCAGCUGGUGGAACACCACUGCCCAGGUCUUUGAUGAAGAGACCUGCUCAGAUAGCUUAAUUCUUUACAUUGGUAGCGAGGGGUCUCCCGUCUACCGCAAUGUCUACAGGAGUAUGCCAGGCAUUCCGUCAGGAUUUGCUGCGUCUCGUAUUGCCAACUUCGCGGGUGUGCCUGAUAUGGCCGUUCCCAUCGGUCAAGCGCUCUACAACUCUACAGUCACCCAGCACCAGGAGUAUCUGCCUGUUUCGGUCGAUUUCGUGGCACCACACGGAUGUGAUCUGAUGGUCUUCAACCUGGUCAAUGAUUUGGUCAAAGCUGGUAUCGUUAAGGAACCUAACACCGGAUCCACGCUGUACGGAGAGGAGGUAACUUACCAUUGA